This is a messenger RNA of Ictalurus punctatus (channel catfish), 839 nucleotides long. RefSeq names its product SIVA1, apoptosis-inducing factor (gene siva1). The record is from RefSeq and is marked provisional. NCBI's taxonomy places the organism in Eukaryota, Metazoa, Chordata, Actinopteri, Siluriformes, Ictaluridae. Gene Ontology annotation, molecular function: CD27 receptor binding. Gene Ontology annotation, biological process: extrinsic apoptotic signaling pathway.
AAAGGGAGAGAGGCAGAGCGGUCGAGGUUUGUUUGGGCUCUACAGUUCGCAAAAAAAAUAAAAAAUAAAAAAUAAAAAUUAAAAAUAAUAAUAAAUUCUCAACAUGCCUAAAAGGUCGUGUCCUUUCACUGACUCGUUUUCGACACAGUAUAAAAUCCAUGUUGGACAGAAGGAGCUGAACCUGCACGGAGUUUUCGGGAACAAGUACAGACAGGAAGUUUACGAAAAGACCAAGAACCUGCUCUUUAACGGGACCCGAGCGGUAAUGGGACGGAUUUGGAAGGUGGACGCGGAGGAGAAGUGCGCUGACGUGGAUGUGUGUAAUAAGGGUGACGUGACUCCUGCAAAUAAUCAGCUGCUACUCAAAGGGCAGACUCUGAUUGGGCUGGAUGGGAAACUGAAGAAAGCCAAGGCAGUUUCAGGCAGCGUGACCGCUCCAGCCGUGUGUGCUGUGUGUCAGAGAACAUCAGGAGUGAGGACGGCUUGCUCUCGGUGCGAUCGCCCUGCGUGUCCCACCUGCACUCAGCAAUGCAGCAGCUGUUCCAGCCGCUGCUGCUCCGUCUGCACCAUCACCGAUUACACCGAUCGCUAUGACAAAGUCCUCUGCUGUAGCUGCUCGUCAUGAUGCGAUGGAUGCCGAGACGGACUGGACUGAUGGCUGGAGGAACGGAGUGGAUGAAAUGUCUUUUUGUAUUUUGCUUGUAAUAAACUGUAGCGCAUUCCACACUGUAAAUGAAUUUUAUAUACCUUUUACACAUAUAUAAUCGAGUGUUUGUGUACAUAUGUAUUUUUUUUAAUCAUUGAAAUAAAUACCUGAACAACUUUUGUUUUACUUUGUA